This is a messenger RNA of Apodemus sylvaticus (European woodmouse), 3799 nucleotides long. It is a transcript of the gene Prox2, whose product is annotated as prospero homeobox 2. Lineage: Eukaryota; Metazoa; Chordata; Mammalia; Rodentia; Muridae. Gene Ontology annotation, molecular function: DNA-binding transcription factor activity, RNA polymerase II-specific; RNA polymerase II cis-regulatory region sequence-specific DNA binding. Gene Ontology annotation, biological process: regulation of transcription by RNA polymerase II. The record is from RefSeq and is a predicted model, not a curated record. The coding region runs from base 310 to 2088 and encodes 592 amino acids. Gene Ontology annotation, cellular component: nucleus. The transcript is spliced from 5 exons.
CCAGCCACAGCACCUGGCUGACUUGGGGGAGGAAGAAAGGAAACCAAAAUCACUUCCUGACCCUCACCCAGCCUGCCCAGGCUGGUGAAGACACUAAUGGAGAUCAGGCCUCACUGAGGACUUCUCAGAGUCUGCCCCAGAGGGUCCAUCAUUCUGGUCUUCCUGAAUCUCAGAAGCAGUUGAUUCUCACCCUCCUGCGAGUGAAGAAGACCUUUCAACACGGUGUGGCCCACCUCCCGCUGCUCAAUUUAGCAGGACUCUCAAAGGCUCCUUCUGGAAGCACCGUAUGAGCAUCCGGAGAGGCAAGAGAUGGAUCCACCUGCUGUCUUGCUUCCUCCUCAGUCUCAGAGCUGCACCCACCUGGCAGAAGAAAUCUGCAUGGAACAGGAGAGGAGGCCAUCCACCGUAGAGGUGGGCGGAGACUCCUUUCCUAGUGGUCAGGUGCCCAGCUCCAGCCUCACUGAUGCUGAUUGGUUUUGGGAUGAGCAUAUCCAGGCAAAGAGGGCCAGAGUAGAGACCAUUGUCCGAGGCAUGUGUCUCUCUCCUAGUUCGUUGGUGUCAGGCAGAGCCAGGGAGCGCUCACUCUGUCCAGAAAAGGUCCGGGAGCGGAAGAGAAAGCAGAGCCUUCCUAUGCACCAAGGUCCCCUGAAACCUAGCCCUGCCCGGGAUCGAGGGCCCAAGAAGCGGGGAACCCGGGUGAAAGAACAGCUUCAUCUGCUGAAGCAACAGCUAAGACGUUUGCAGGAGCAUGUCCUCCAGGCCGCUGAGCCCAGAGCCCCAGCGCAGAGCCCCGGAGGCACUGAGCAGAAAAGCUCCCCGAGGGCCAAGCCGAGGAGCGGCUUCCCUUCUAGUGCGUGGACCGUGGAGCACAAACCUCACCCGAGUUCUAGCAAGGACAUCUGCGGAGCAGUAAAGCCUGGAGCAGCUGAGGUCCCACAGCAGGCAGAGGAGCCUAAGCUCUGUCCUUCUGGCCCUCGGGCAUUGGUGGAGACUCUGAAGAAAGAACUGAGCAGGGCUGUGUCCCACGCUGUGGACUCCGUAUUACAACAGGUGCUACUUGAUCCGCAGGGCCAUCUCACGCAGCAGGAUCGAAGCUGCCCGCGGCCAACAUCAGAGGGCAGAAGCCAGCCUUCGCCUCCAGGGGGAAGUGCCUAUAAGGACCCACUUGCUCUUGCCACCCUGCCCAGAAAGGUCCAGCCACAAGCGGGGGUUCCCUCGGGCAAUUCAACACUGCCUAGGCCUCUAGAUUCUUUCUCCUGUCCUAUCUCUCCAAGAGAAGUCCCCAGAUCAUAUCAGAGUCCCCUACCAAAUUGUCCCUUGACAACUGUACCUUCCCACAUCUGGGAAAAUCAGAUUCUUAGGCAGCUUCUGGGUCGUGGGCCCGAUGGCCAUUGGAGCAGCAGCCCUCCCCAGGAUGCGUCCCCUCAAAGUCACACCUCCCCAGAGUCUGGCCAGCAACCGUGGGGGCUGAGCCAGCAGCAGCGCCCCCUGUCUUUCACCCCGGUCCACCUGGAGAGCCAACCUCUCCUACCGCCUGUGAAGAUGGAGCAGGGCACGCUGCAGGGCCUGGCUGACUCAUUUCCUUUCUCUUCCAUCCACAUCCAGGAAGGCCUAAGUCCUGGACACCUGAAGAAGGCCAAACUAAUGUUUUUCUUCACAAGGUACCCCAGCUCCAGCCUCCUGAGAGCUUAUUUCCCUGAUGUCCAGUUCAACCGCUGCAUCACCUCCCAGAUGAUCAAGUGGUUCAGCAACUUUCGUGAAUUUUAUUACAUCCAGAUGGAGAAGUAUGCCCGGCAAGCUCUUUCAGAUGGUGUCACAAACGCCCAGGCGCUGGCAGUACUCCGAGACUCGGAGCUUUUUCGAGUUCUCAAUACACACUAUAACAAGGGGAAUGACAUAGAGGUCCCAGACUGCUUCUUGGAAAUUGCCACCUUGACAUUACAGGAGUUCUUCAGGGCUGUCUUGGCAGGGAAAGAUUCAGAUCCUUCCUGGAAGAAACCCAUUUACAAAAUCAUUUCAAAACUGGACAGUGAUAUCCCAGAGAUACUCAAAUCAUCCAACUAUCCCCCAGGACUGUUUCCAAGUUAAGAUCAAACACAAUGAAGGCAAGUAUGAUGGCACAGGCCUGGGAUUCCAAGGUGAGAGAGAGGUGGGGGCAGGGGGAUCAGCCUUGGCUGCAAAGACAAGAUCAAACAAAAUGAGCAGACAGGCUCAGGGUGGCCUACGUUUGGUCAUAAAUGGCAGUUUAGCUGUAGUCACAUAAGAGCACAAGAGGAGCCCCGCCCACAGGCACAACUGCCAUAUUGAAUCAUCAGAGACUUAACCACAGUGCAUCAACUAAGUCUAUCAGUGUGUUUGUAGUCUAUUGGGAAAGGAACACAAGUUUGGAAUCAGCAGACUUAAAAGUCAUUAAGUGCUGUGACACUGAUUAAUUCCCUGGUAGUUCUGCAACUCUGGAAGGAGAUUUAUAGCCAAGUGGUGGUGGUAAACAGGUUUAACCCCUGCACUGGAGAGGCCAGCCUGGUCUACAGAGUGAGUUCCAGGACAGCCAGGGCUAUACAGAGAAACUCUACCUUGAAAAAAAAAAAAAAAAACCCAAGAAAUUUUGGACUGUGGGUAGUUCACUGAUCUUUACACCAGGGUAUGGGAUUGGUUAGGACUGUGGAGGAACCAGAGGCUGGGUACGCUGGACUCAUGCUGCCACUCAGCAUCUCCAACAGGAAAACCCAUCCCAGCAGGGCACCUGCCGGGCGGCACUGCCGUCUGACCAGGCUGGCACUCAGGAGUGUGUCAUCACCCAGGGCAUUCACUCUUGGCUUCCCCGGUCAGCACUGCGGCUGCAGCUUGCAUCUGUCUGCUGGAGCACUGGGUCAGCUAGCAGUCCUGACAGUCCUACCUAUGUACCUGACCUAUGUACCGGUGCCCCAACUGCCUAUGCAUACAAAAAUAUAUAUAAAUAAAAACGGAACUUCAUGAUGAGAAAGCCAGAAAGGGCCUUGGGGACCAUCUGGUCUACCUUGUUUACCCUGUGGAGGAAACUCUACAGGGCUCACAGGCCAUGGAUGACAGGGCUGGACAAAGGCAGAAAUGGAGAUUUUCCUACUCCAAAAUGAUUACAGUCUAUGACUGAACUCGCACAGAUGAACAGAUGACAUCCAUAGUCCCCCUCGGGUCCAACACAAUUGUGAUAGACUCUGAGCACCUAGACAAGGCACCCACAUAGUGGAACAACUGUCUUCUAGUCAGAACCACGCCUGUAAGCACUGCUGAAGGUGGGCAGGGUGGAAAAUACUUCAGGUUCCACAGUGCUAACUGAGGGGCAACUGUGCCUACAGUAGCUCCCUUCCCUGCUAUCAACCUAGAACAAGUUCCCCAUCUGGCUCCCCUACCUUUGUGACUUGAUGGAUGGUGGUGUUGGCUAUUGCUGGACCUGUCAGACUAUCAAUAUGAGCAAAGUCUUUCCUCUGAGUUUUCUGUUCAAUAGUGGAGAGAAGAAACAAAACAUACUUAAGCAAAUCUAAUCUUUAUAGAUUACUUAAGGUUUUGGGGCAUUUGUUUUACUAGCUGUUGAUCCUAGUGCCUCCUUCCCUCUUAGUAAGUAUAUGUUCUAUCAUUGACUUCCAUUGAACUCUACUCCCAGUUAAGAAUUGUGUGUGUGGUCUUUUGAGAGAGGGUCUAUGUAGUCUUAGAAAUAUGUAGAACAGGUUGUCCUCAAAUUCCCAGAGAUCUGCUUGUCUUUGCCUCCAGAGUGCUGGGAUUAAAGUUACAUACCAGCACACCUGGGGCAAGUCUUAUUUGA